Molecule: messenger RNA, 1569 nt
Organism: Fasciola hepatica (liver fluke)
Lineage: Eukaryota; Metazoa; Platyhelminthes; Trematoda; Plagiorchiida; Fasciolidae
Source: the annotation of a GenBank genome assembly
AUGAUUCAGGUCGGUGGUCAUGGGGAUCGCAUUUGUCAGUGUUGUACAGUGACUUUGACCACAGACAAAGUCAUCCCCAUGCAAAUGGACGGCGAACCUUGUCGUUUGAUGCCGGCCACAAUACAGAUUCGCUGUUCUCAUCAAGCACUAGUAGUCCAAAAACAAAGACAUCAACCAACAUAUACAACACGCGGACCCGGUCGAUCAUUCCUUGUUUCUGGAGCUAAUCAAACCCGGUUGAUCAUUUUCGUCAUCUCGUUGAAGGACUAUCAGGCGAUCCCGGAUGAUGCGAUCGCACUGAGACAAAUUCCUGCGUUCUACGGUUCGGUGGGCGUAAAGUUCAACGCCGAUUUGGCCAUGGUUCGAAAUGCAAUCGAGACUUUCAACAGAUCCGGUCACGUGGAUCAACCGGAAGUGGCUAUCAGUGAAGCAACCGGAAUGGAUUGUGAUCGAGCACUAUUCUGCUUGUCUGAUUCCUGGGCUUUCAUUGACUCUACAACCGCUGCGACAAGAUUUUUUCGUAUUGAUCAGAAAAAAGAAUCGUCCCAUUUCAUCACGGAUAUUUGCAAUAUGGAUGAAUUAUUUCUGAUCGAUUCUGGUAUCCCACCGAGGCUUAUUUUUGACGGCUCCAUAACUGAGGGCCAUCCUGUCCCCAAUGGGAAGCAAUCGGAAGACUCAUCACCGGAUUGUCAAUCCAAUUUUGUGGAUAGCAAGCAAGAGGACCGCUCGGGUGUUGGCGCCAAGCACUCAGUCACGGAUAAUUCACCAAGUAAACCCACAAUGCCUUCUGAGCUACGGGAAAAAGAAGCAGGUCUAGUUCAACAGAUCGAAAGAAUUACGUCCGAACGAGAAGACCGGCGAGAACCCAAGCCUCUGCUGAGUUGUUCUUCCACUCUAGAUACCAAACAGUGUGCGAAUGUCACCUCGACAAUGGACCUAGAAAAUGAACAACUAACGCAUACGAUCCCACUUCAACAGAACAAAAAUCAGUCUGAUCAAGACAAAGCCUGGCAUUCAGAAAAUGUCCGGCCCAGAUUGGCCACAUUUCGAUCAAUUUCAGUCGUAUGUGAUCCCCGAGAACAAAAUGAAACCUUGAAAAGCUCUUCGGGUGUCACUGGUGAGACUACUAAGACCCACAGGAAAACCCGAUCAUUUGAUCAAACUUCAGAGAGCUCGAUGGAACGAGUGACCGACUGGCUACAUGUGCACAGUUCGUGCGAUGACAGUAUUUGCAGUUCGAUAAGUGAGCGCACGUAUGAGACUGAGUUGCUUCCAUCCGAUAGUGAACGAAGGCCAGCACUUUCUACGAACACGGAACGUCGAGACCGAGCAAAAUAUUUGGAAACGGUGGAUUCGUUGCAAAUACGCUUGGAUCGAGCACUCUUGAAUGCCUCUCGUAAAGGUAACGUGCAACAGAUCGACGCUUUGCUGGAGGCCGGAGCAAAUAUUUUGGCAGUGGAUGAGCGCGGUCGGUCUAGUUUACACUUGACCACGAAGUUCGGGUGUGACAGAGCAGUACGAACGCUGCUGAAAUACGCAUCGCCCGAGUUCCUCGAAAUACGAGAAUAG